AUGAUAAUUCCACAUGAAAUUAACAAAAAUGUGCUGAAGUGUUACGAGGUUCCAGAUUGUUGUGCAAAAAAUACUAAUCAAAAAAUUCGAAGUUAUGAUUUUACAGAGUGGAAUAAAAAUAUUCCAGACAGUUUAAAACUAUUUUCUAUCAAAUGUAUCGCUAAACAUUGGCAAGAUCUCCCCAUACAGUUGGAUACCCUUUUAUACAGCGAUCGAAGUAUACUACUAGAUUAUUUACCCAUGGAUAUCCCUUUAAAGCUAGCUGUAAUGAAACUACAUGACGAUUACUAUUGGGAAAGAAAGUAUAAAACCUUUUGGCCAAAAGAGCCUUAUCCAAACAGAACCAUGCCUGAAUACUUUUUUUAUAAAUGCACCGAAAGUACGGAGUAUGAAUCGGAAAGUUCUUUAAUUUCUAAAUACCGAAAAAUAGGGGAAGGUAGUGACGAUAGAGAUAGUUCAAAUGGAAGCUAUUCCGUUAGUACGGUGUCUUUUGAAAGUAGUAAAGAAAAAUCUUGGAAACAAUGCUUUAUAGAACAAUACCUUGAGGAAACAUUGGAGAAUUUAAAACCAGAGGAAUAUGAUUUGGACAUGAUAAAAGAUUUGGUUGUAGUAUGUCGACAUUUUGUAACGACUAUGUCAUUAAAAGAACUUCAAGCACCGAAAAAAUCUUCUGGAAACAUUGAUCACAUUCCUCUGAACAUAGUCACGUCUGGAUUACCAUUUUUAACAGAAUUGUCGAUUUGCUUUAAACAGAAAUAUUUGCGUGAAAAUUUUUCAUGGAAUGCAUUCAAGGUGUCUCUACAAGAUAUUAAAUUUUUGGGAAAAGGUCUGGAGCAUUGCGACCUCUACAGUUUUAGAAUACAAAAUUCUGACAUUGAUUGCGUAAAAAUAAAAAUGCUCGUCGAGUCUCUUAUGAAGAAUAAAAAUUUAAAAAGUCUGGAUUUUUCGCACUGUGAAAUAGCUGACGAAGGCGCAUUAACUAUAUGUAAAUUAAUCAAGAAACAUCCUACACUGAACAAGAUUGUUUUAACGAAUAACAAUAUUGGAUGUGCUGGAGCUAAGUAUUUUGCAAUUCUAUUAUGUCAAGACGAUUGCAGGCUUUCAUAUUUGGAUUUAAAACUUAACAGGAUAGGAGAGGAAGGCGGAAAAUUAAUAACCGAAGCGUUAGUUAAAGGUGGUCAUUUAUUAAGAGAAUUAUGUUUAGCCGCAUGUUGUUUGAGAAAAAGUAAUUGGUCAAUUGGAAAAAUGAUUGCCAAGAAUAAUGUGUUGCAGAGCCUUGAUAUAAGUAGUAACAGAAUGGGUGAG
Molecule: messenger RNA, 1305 nt
Organism: Agrilus planipennis (emerald ash borer)
Lineage: Eukaryota; Metazoa; Arthropoda; Insecta; Coleoptera; Buprestidae
Product: dynein regulatory complex subunit 5-like
Exons: 6
Molecular function (GO): protein binding
Source: RefSeq, a predicted model, not a curated record